ACUACGUUAUUCAAUGGAAAACAAAGAGGAGCAAAUAAAAACAAUGCACUUAAUGUGUCAAAAAGAAGUAGAACAAUUAUUUAGUAACUUAGGCAAAUUCUUGAUUGAUAGCGAACGAUCGCAGAAACUGCUCCUUGGUUGUCGGUCGAAUGGGUCGAAGGAUGCAAGGGACGAUGGAGCUAGUGCAUUUGCUUUAAUAGCUUUUGAUCGAUACAUGUCUCAGAUGGGCACAAUAUUAAAUAUGGCCAGAAAGCUCAAUAUACAUUUGCAACUGCAUACGUUGGGUAAUAGCAUGUUUAAUACCGCUGAAGUUUCUGGGGGAAUUAGUCAAACCCGAUUGAUUGAGGAUUUUUUUCAAUGGAGUAACAUUUGGAUGGGUCAAGAACUUGAUCGUUAUGUGGCGUGCUGCAAUAACCGUAAACUGAAAGGUUCCAACGAAACGAGCCACGAUUUGGAUAAAAUCGCGAGUACUAAGGGGAAGGCAAUUAAAGCUGCAACUCCGAAUGCCAGCAGUCCUGGAAGUACUGUUAGCACGAACCACCUCAAGCCGCUACAUAAAAUACAAUUUCAGUCGCAUAAUACUUCUCUGGAAGAUGUGUUAAGCAUAAUGCUGCCUAAAAAAAAUCUUGAUCAUUUCAAAGCCGGCCUUGAAUUUGAGGCUUCAAUAACAUACGUUCAAAAUUACAAAAAGCUGGUGUUUUAUAUUUGUGAAUUGAGCGAUUACCAGAUAUUAUUUGAGCUGAGUGGUGCUAUAGAAUUACAACCCAUUAAACGUCCUCUUGUUGCAAACAAUGUAUUUUGUAUAACGCAAAACAAGAAAGGCACUGAAGAACGAAAAGAAUGUGUAUGGCGAGCGGUAAUGGCGCCUAAUAAAAGCCCUGACCAAAGUGAUUGCGCAUUAUUGAUCGAUUUUGGUGAGAUUGUUUCCUUAAAUGAGCACACUACAUUCUAUAGCUUGCCGCCGAAGUACCAACACAUUCCGCCCAUGGCAAUUAAAUGCAUAUUGGAGGGCACUUCUGAUAUGAAUGGUUAUUUUAAUGCUCAUCAAGAGUAUUGUGAAAUGAUUUUGAGAUCCAAUGAAUUUAAAAUUGUACAAUUUCGGAUGUCAUGCCGAAUCGAUCAAGUUCUACAUUUAGUUUUCUUAGAACCAUUAGCUAAUAAAUUGGAUUCUCGGGUUUAUAGUAGUGUAACAGCAAAUCCAUUUGAUAACUUAUCUAUCGAAAAUGAGCUUGAUGACCGGGAUCCAUUGCCAUUACCGAUUUCGGUGUUGAAAUCUUUAAAUAGGGAUUACGAGGAAAGAUCGGAUCAAUUGAUGCUUAAAGGAUACAGUUUACAAAUAACAGUUACUCAUGUUAUCAGUCCGGUCAGCUUUUACGCCAUAAUCGGAGAUCCUAACGCAAUAAAACGUGACUGUCUUUCCUGGCCCGAUAAUGAAGUUCCCGCAUUACAAAAACAAAUUAUUCCACCUAAUAUAAAUGAUCUGCUGCUAUCUCAAUACAUAAAAGACGGUUAUUGGUACCGAGCCAAAGUGAUUGAUAUUGAUCAGGAAAGACAAAUGUACAAGGUUUUUUAUAUAGAUUUCGGAAACACAGAAACCGUACCGCUUUGCUGUCUAGCUAAGUGCACUGAACAGGUAAUGCAAAGCUACCCAGCGCGUGCGGUGCGUUUUCGUUUAGCAAAUUUGAUCGAUAAUACCGCCAGCGAUGAAAUGCGUCGUCGAAAGGCAACAGACACGAUUGCGGUUAUAGUUUUAAAUCAGACCGUGAACGUCGAGGUAAUCGGCCGAAAUGAUGAGGAAAUAAUUGUGCGCUUUAUCGAUAGUCAAUUUGCAGAUAUACCACAUAUCUUACUUAGUUUGGGUGUUGUCGAAGAAACUUAACUUUUGUUUCUUUUGGAACCUCUAAUGAAAUGAAAUUUUUCUUUCUUGAUUAAAUUAAAAUUAAACAAAGCUAUGUUUGAAUUUAAUAUGCAUUUCCUAUUGAAGUAGAAGAUUAAUCGCGUUUUGCUUCGUGAAUAAUUAAUUAACUUUCGUUUAAAUGCAAAAAUUGAAAGAAAGAUUAUUG
Molecule: messenger RNA, 2063 nt
Organism: Glossina fuscipes
Lineage: Eukaryota; Metazoa; Arthropoda; Insecta; Diptera; Glossinidae
Source: RefSeq, a predicted model, not a curated record